AAAAAUGUUAAAAAAGAGAGGAUCAGAUUAACUUGACAUAAUUUUUGAAGCUGGUGAAGAUUUGAUGAAUUCUUCUAAGAAUCAAGUUAUAAUUUUAAAAAACAAUUCUAUCAGAUUACCAAUUACAAAGCCUCGAACUUUUUUAUCGUAUAGUUUAGAAUUUUGUGGUAUAACAGGUUUAAAUUAUAAAUAACUUCGAUUUCAAUCAUUAGGAAGAGAUAUAAGAGUAUUUAAUUAAUUAAAGAUUUAGCCUGAGACUAGUAUAAUGACAGCUAGUUUAGUUAAAGUGAUUCAUACUAAUGAGUUUAAUUAGAUGGUGCAAAAUCCUUUAAAAACUUCAUUAUAAAAUUUAUUUUUAGGAGGAAUCUUUAGUGAUGUAAUCCUAAAAAUAAAUGAUGAUAUAGUAAGAAUUAUAAUAAAUAGAUAGGUGCUUCCAUUACAUAAAUGUAUUUUGUGUUGUCGAUCUCCAAAAUUUAAUGGAAUGUUUUCAUCCAAUCUUAUGGAGAGUGCAUAGAAUGUUAUAAAAGUGGAAUGUAAGAAGCCUGAAUUAUUUAAAUUGAUGUUAGGGUGGAUAUAUAGUGGAUAUUGGAAAGAAGUAUUUAAAUAAAUUAAUAAUUUUGUUAGUUCCCAGAUAAUAUUGCAGAUGCAUGUGAUUUAAUGUUAUUGGCAGACGAAUAUAUGAUUAUGGAUCUUAAAUAAAAAUGCGAAGAAGAUAUUAUAUCAAAAUUAGACAUUACAAAUAUUUUAUAGGUUUUAUUGUUUGUGGAGAAAUAUUGUGAUAUAUUAUCUCCAAUAAUACUUGAUAAAGCUCAUAGUUUAUUUAUUGAUGACUUUGAUUAGAUCUUACGUUUGAAUCCAAAUUUAGAAUAAUAGAUAACUAAAGUACCAGGAUUGAUGACAAAAUUAUUUUUAAAUUAUCAUCAAAAGAAGAUUAGGAAAGCAAGAAAAGUUCAUUUUGUAGUUGAAGAUUUUGAUUAAUAAGAAUCAGAUUCAGAUUAUAAUUCAUAGGAUUACGUUAGAAAUUAUACGUAAAAUUUUUACUAAUGA
Molecule: messenger RNA, 1047 nt
Organism: Paramecium sonneborni
Lineage: Eukaryota; Ciliophora; Oligohymenophorea; Peniculida; Parameciidae
Source: the annotation of a GenBank genome assembly